Messenger RNA from Aspergillus campestris IBT 28561, 1599 nucleotides. It is a transcript of the gene phoB, whose product is annotated as regulatory cyclin phoB. The transcript has a single exon. NCBI's taxonomy places the organism in Eukaryota, Fungi, Ascomycota, Eurotiomycetes, Eurotiales, Aspergillaceae. The record is from RefSeq and is a predicted model, not a curated record. The coding region runs from base 201 to 1403 and encodes 400 amino acids. Gene Ontology annotation, molecular function: protein kinase binding; cyclin-dependent protein serine/threonine kinase regulator activity. Gene Ontology annotation, biological process: regulation of cyclin-dependent protein serine/threonine kinase activity. Gene Ontology annotation, cellular component: cyclin-dependent protein kinase holoenzyme complex; nucleus.
CUCUUCUUAUCUUCUUCUUCCUCCACCAAAGAUUCACGGAAAAAAGAUAUUGAAAGAUCCCUCCAUCAUCUCAGGACAUUCUUCCCACUCCUGAAGAUCGUCCGGAUCAUGAUGCGUCAGGGGACUCCCUUCAUAGCUGCAGCAAACGAGUGCGCGUCGAGAAUUCCAAGUCACCCACGUGGUGGUUUGGUUGGACGGAGAUGUUAGUCUCUUCGCCUUCACCUUCCACCCUGCAACGUCCUUCCCCUACCUCCGCCUCCACCACCUCCAACUCCCUUCAUCAUUCCUCCUCUCCCUCCUUCCCUCGUCGCUCCUCCACUUCAACCGGUCACCACCCUCCACUGCCCUCGCAGUCCCACCACCACCAGUCGCAGCAGCCGCAGCAUUAUGAGCCUGCGACCAACCCCGUUGCUGCGUCGAACGGUCCUCCCCCGUCCUCUUCUGCCUCCCCCCGCGUGGCCAUCGAGGAACUGCGAUCGGCUCUAACCCGACAUACGGUUGCGUCAUCCCCCUCGGGGCCCUCAGGGGAUCUGCCGUGCGGUCGUUCGUCCGCCGGGCCGACGACCCUUGAGGGCGGACUGUCCAGUACCGCCGCCCCCGUCAGCGCCGUCGCCCGUCCGUCGGUCGUCCCUGACCCGCUCACUAAGAACGGAUCGGCCGCUGUGCCUCCAGCUCCCACCUCCAUCCCUGCUCCGCAACCGCCGUCCAUGCCUGCCCCCAACUCCAACCCCACCCUCAGUGGCGGCGCCUCCUCCCACAAGCGCAAUAGCCCGGUGGACCCCUACGCCGAUGCCGCGGCACCCCGUGGGGGCCAGUCCUCGGGGGACCCCGACCGGGAAGCCUCGCAGUCCAAGCGACUGCGACCGUCCCAGCCGGACCGCAAGGUGUUGCCCGUCUCGUACGAGGAGGCCGACCCGCGGGAUCUGGUCGUCUUGAUCUCCAGCAUGCUCAUGGAACUGAUCCAGUUCAAUGACAAGAUCCCCCUCCACCAGGGCCGUCUGACGCGCUUCCACUCCCGCUCGCCGCCCCGCAUAUCCGUGAAGGACUACCUGCAGCGUCUGACCACCCACGCCACCCUGUCGCCCCCGAUCCUGCUGAGCAUGGUCUACUACAUCGACCGGCUCUGUGCGCUGUACCCGGCCUUCACCGUCUCCAGUCUGACCAUUCAUCGUUUCCUGAUCGCCAGCGCCACUGUGGCUAGUAAAGGCCUGAGCGACAGUUUCUGGACCAACAAGACCUAUUCCCGGGUUGGUGGUAUCAGCAUGAACGAGCUGGCCCUCCUCGAGCUGGAAUUCCUCUUCCGCGUGGAGUGGCGAAUCGUGCCCCAGCCUGAGGUCUUGGUAGAUUACUACCAGAGCUUAGUGGAGCGGUGCGAUGGCUACGAGAUCCAACGCGACUCGUGAUGGAUCAGGUCACCAAACUAGAUAUCGGCAGAUACAGGCAUGGUGUUGUAGAUAGGUGGUGUUUGUCUCUUUAUAUCCCUCCAUUUCCGUCUGUAUAGUUCCGCCAUCAUAUCCGGCGUUUCUGCUCUUACUGAGCUUCCUUAUCUGAUUUACUGUUACGCAAAAUUCCAUGGCGUCGUGGUCGAUUCAAUGCAUA